UCCAGCUCCCAUUAACCCCUCAGGACCUCUGCGGAAGGGGAGAGGUUUCUUUUUAUCACCUUACGAUUAAGCAAUCCAACUUCAGGGGCAAAGCUACAGGAACUGGGCCUCAGCAUCUGGAGUGGGACUUGAGAAUUCCUUCAGAGUGACUUGGGGAUCUCACAGGGUGCAGCAGCUGCUGGCCUUCCAUGAUGUGGCCCUGUGCUCUGGUCCUGGUUUCUCUCAUGGCUUGCACAGCCUGGGCAGGGAACCCGUUCUCGCCCCCAGUGGUGGAUACUGUGCAUGGCAAAGUCCUGGGGAAAUACAUCAGCUUGGAAGGAUUUGCACAGCCCGUGGCCAUCUUCUUGGGAGUCCCUUUUGCCAAGCCCCCUCUUGGAUCCCUGAGGUUUGCUCCUCCACAGCCUGCAGAACCAUGGGAUCAUGUGAAGAACACCACCUCUUACCCUCCCAUGUGCUCCCAACUCACAGGAGCAGGGCCAGUGCUCUCUGAGAUCUUUACCAACAGACUGGAAAACAUACCUCUUGAGUACUCAGAAGACUGUCUUUACUUAAACAUAUACUCUCCUGCUGACCUGAUGAACAAAAUCCGGCUGCCGGUGAUGGUGUGGAUUCACGGAGGUGGUUUAUUGUCUGGUGGGGCAUCAACCUUUGAUGGAGUGCCACUCUCUGCUCAUGAGAACGUUGUGGUGGUAACCAUUCAGUACCGCCUGGGAAUCUGGGGAUUCUUUAGCACUGGGGACAAACACAGCCCAGGAAACUGGGGUCACCUGGACCAGGUGGCUGCACUGCGCUGGGUGCAGGACAACAUUGCCAACUUUGGAGGGAACCCAGGCUCAGUGACCAUCUUUGGAGAAUCAGCAGGAAGUGAAAGUGUCUCUGUUCUUGUAUUAUCACCCCUAAGCAAGAACCUCUUCCACCGGGCUAUUUCUGAGAGUAGUGUGGCUCUCACUCCAUGCCUGUUCAGGAGGAGCACCCAGCCUGCAGCUCAGCAAAUUGCUAUUACUGCUGGGUGUGAAACCACCACAUCAGCUGCCAUGGUUCAAUGUCUGCGCCAGAAGACAGAGGACGAGCUCUUGGAGACCACACUGAAAAUGAAAUUUUUUACUCUUAAUGUACAUGGAGACCCCAGAGAGAGCUAUCCCUUUCUGACCACUGUGAUUGAUGGAAUGGUGCUGCCAAAGGCACCUGAAGAGAUUCUGGCUGCAAAGACCUUCAGCGCUGUCCCCUACAUUGUGGGAAUCAACAAGCAAGAGUUUGGCUGGUUUAUUCCAACGAUGAUGGGUUUUCCACUCUCUGAAGGCAAACUGGAUCAAAAGACAGCCACGUCACUCUUGUGGAAGUCCUAUCCUCUUACCAACAUCUCUGAGGAACUGGCUCCAGUGGCCACUGAGGAGUAUUUAGGAGGGACAGAUGAUCUUGUCAAAAAGAAAGACCUGUUUCUAGCCUUGAUGGGAGAUGUGAUGUUUGCCGUUCCAUCUGUGAUUGUGGCCCGUGGCCACAGAGACGCUGGAGCCCCCACCUACAUGUACGAAUUUCAGUAUCGUCCAAGCUUCUCAUCAAACUUGAAACCCAAGACAGUGAUAGCAGACCAUGGGGAUGAAGUCUACUCUGUCUUGGGGAUCCCAUUUUUGAAAGAGCAUGUCUCAGAGGAAGAGAUCAACCUCAGCAAGAUGGUGAUGAAGCUCUGGGCCAACUUUGCUCGCAAUGGGAACCCCAAUGGGGAGGGGCUGCCCCACUGGCCAAAGUAUGAUGAAAAGGAAGGAUACCUGCAAAUUGGUGCCAGUACUCAGGCUGCCCAGAGGCUGAAAGAGAAGGAAGUGGCUUUCUGGACUGAACUCAGGGCCAGGGAGGCAGUGGAGAAGCUACCCCAAGGAGAACACAUUGAGGAGUAAGUAAGAGGAUCAGCCAGCCUCAGAAUCCUGGAGCAGCCAACACAGGUGUAUUCUAGAGAUGUUGUUUAUAGGCUGAAGGUAUAUCCUGUGGAGGCUGGAGAAUUGUUUGUUGGGCAUAAGCAGCAGACAGGGAGAAAGCAUGUUUGUCCUUGUAUCUUCAAUUUGUGAAAUAAAUACUCUUUUGGA
Messenger RNA from Chinchilla lanigera (long-tailed chinchilla), 2078 nucleotides. Its product is annotated as liver carboxylesterase 1-like. The transcript is spliced from 14 exons. Gene Ontology annotation, biological process: lipid catabolic process. Gene Ontology annotation, cellular component: endoplasmic reticulum; lipid droplet. Gene Ontology annotation, molecular function: carboxylic ester hydrolase activity. The record is from RefSeq and is a predicted model, not a curated record. Bases 189 to 1892 code for a protein of 567 amino acids. Lineage: Eukaryota; Metazoa; Chordata; Mammalia; Rodentia; Chinchillidae.